Molecule: messenger RNA, 1296 nt
Organism: Pelobates cultripes (western spadefoot toad)
Lineage: Eukaryota; Metazoa; Chordata; Amphibia; Anura; Pelobatidae
Source: the annotation of a GenBank genome assembly
AUGAACAUAACGGAAGUUGAUGGAUAUGACUUGCUUGUUUCUUCGGAAAAGUAUGUCACCGAAGACCAGAAGGUCGCUAUUAAUCAGGAAACACAAUGUGCUGUGAUGAGGAAAAACCAGUGUAAAUCUGAGAUACCUCAAACAUUUUGUCAAGAGAAAAACUUAUUUGAUAAUGAUUAUUACAUUCAUGAAAAAUUUAAGCAGACAGAAACCGUAUAUAAACAUAUCAUAGAAGAGCCAGCCUGGUGUGAAGAAGCCAACCAGACUGAUCUUGACUUGUAUAUGCAAACUAAAUAUCCACCUACUUAUAUUAAGGAGGAAACCGCCUCCGGUGAGGAAGGAAAUAUCUCCGUCACUGACAUUUAUACACCCACAGAAUGUACACAGACAGAAUAUCCAUAUAUCCCUGAUAUGGAGGAAUCAAUCUCCCUGACAGGUCCUACCUCACAGAAGAUUAACAUUCAACCCUCAUCUUAUCAUGAGCUACAAGACCAGGGCAAUAGCAAUAGCACUAGCUUUACAGGUUUUAAGGUUUCAUCUUUAAGUUCAGAGCUCCUUAACUAUAAAAAAGUUUAUAAAGGAAAGAAAAUUAAUGGUAAGGAAUCUGGGAAACCAUUCAUCUCUAAAGCAAAUGUUGUUGCACAUCAAUGUUUAAAUCAGUAUUCACAUCUUCCCAGAUCUUGCAAAUACCAGCAAGGAAAGGAAUCACUGUCUUGUAAUCUGUGUGGGAAGUCCUUUGUUAAGAAACAGGCUCUCCAUGGACAUCAGCGCAUUCACAGAAGAGAAAAGCAAUUUUCUUGUUCUGAAUGUGGAAAAUGUUUUGGUCAGAAAUCAACACUUGGUUGUCAUCUGAGGACUCACACAGGAGAAAAACCAUUUCCUUGCUCUGAAUGUGGGAAAGGUUUCACUCAGAAAGCUAUGCUCAUUUCUCAUAUAAGAACUCACACAGGAGAGAAACCAUUUUCAUGUUCAGAAUGUGGGAAAUGUUUCAGUUGGCAGUCAGGUCUCUAUACACAUCUGAGGAUUCACACAGGAGAGAAACCAUUUCCAUGUUCUGAAUGUGGGAGGUGUUUUAAGGAUAUGUCAACUCGUAACAGACAUGCGAGGCUUCACACAGGAGAGAAACCAUUUUCUUGUGCUGAGUGUGGGAAAAAGUUCAGUCGGAAGGCAAUGCUUAAUAAUCAUGAGAAGACUCACACUGGAGUGAAACCAUUUUCUUGCAUAGAAUGUGGGAAAUCUUUCUAUCUGAUGUCACGUCUUAAGGAUCAUCAGAGGAUUCACACAAGAGUGAAAUAA